UGUGUACAACACUACAAGUCUACAACCAUUUCAUUUCCUAAUCAAUUUUCUUGAACCCCAAAAACCCUAACUCAAGAAAAAAAAAUGCUUCACAGUGGCACUUACAGUUACAGUUACAGUCAGAGUCACAAUCAAACUUCAAGAGAACUGGGGCAUCAAAAUCUCCUCCAACUGAACAUUUACUCUCCAAGUAAGGUCCUUUCUCUUUAUUCUCCUAGGGUUUUUAUAGGGUUUAAUAACAACCAUCUUAAAAAUCAUAAUUUUUCAAGAAGAAAGCACUGCCCUUUACCCAACAAUGCUUUACUUGGUGAUAAAAGAGUUCUAUAUUCACAAACCCAGAAACAAAGUAGUAAAGAAAGUAAGGAUUUUUUGGGGUUUAAGCUUCAGUGUCACUCGAAGACUCUAACUUUACCGACAAAGGGUUUUACAGUAAAUGGUAAAAAGAAGAAGUAUGGUGGUGUUUUGCCAUCAAUUUUAAGGUCUUUAGAGUCUAAUACUGAUGUUGAGAAAACCCUUCAUUCCUUUUGUGAAAAUUUGAGUCCUAAAGAACAAACAGUGGUUCUUAAAGAACAGAGGAAUUGGGAGAGAGUUGUUCGGGUUUUCGAGUUUUUUAAGUCGCAGAAGGAUUAUGUUCCGAAUGUGAUUCAUUAUAAUAUCGUUCUUCGAGUUUUGGGUAGAGCUAAGAGAUGGGAUGAAUUGCGGCUUUGUUGGAUGGAUAUGGCGAAAAAUGGGGUUUUGCCGACGAAUAAUACUUAUGGAAUGCUUGUUGAUGUGUAUGCGAAAGCGGGUCUUGUUGAAGCUCUUUUGUGGAUUAAACACAUGAGACUUAGAGGGUUAUUUCCAGAUGAGGUUACAAUGAAUACUGUUGUCAAGGUUUUGAAGGAUGUGGGUGAGUUUGACAAGGCAGAGAGGUUCUACAAGGAUUGGUGUGCUGGAAGGGUUGAGUUGGAUGGUCUUGAAUUGGAUUCUAUGCUUGAUUCUGAAAAUGGGUCUCGAUCUGAACCAGUUAGUUUUAAGCAUUUUUUGUUGACUGAGCUUUUCAAAACAGGAGGGAGAGUAAAGAUUGGGGGUUCAUCAGAUGAAGAAACAUUGGUUAGGAAGCCACGUCUAACAUCCACAUAUAAUACGUUGAUUGAUUUGUAUGGGAAAGCAGGACGUCUCAAGGAUGCUGCUGAAGUCUUUUCAGAAAUGUUGAAGUCUGGGGUGGCAAUGGAUACCAUCACUUUCAAUACCAUGAUCUUUACUUGUGGAAGUCAUGGACUUUUGUCAGAAGCAGAGUCUUUGCUUGAUAAGAUGGAAGAAAGACGGAUAUCUCCUGAUACGAGAACUUAUAAUAUAUUUUUAUCUCUAUAUGCAGAUGCAGGAAAUAUUAAUGCAGCCCUUGAGUGUUAUUGGAAGAUUAGAAAUGUGGGUCUUGUUCCUGAUAUUGUAUCUCAUAGAACUAUACUUCAUGUAUUAUUUGAAAGGAAUAUGGUAAGAGAAGUGGAGGCUGUUAUUGAAGAAAUGAAGAAGUCUUCUCAGAAAAUUGAUGUGCAUUCUGUUCCUGGUAUCGUUAAAAUGUAUAUUAAUGAAGGUUUGCAUGAUAGAGCAAAUAAACUUUUAGACAAGUGCCAGUUUGAUGUUGGAUUCUCAUCAAAGGUUCAUGCAGCAAUUAUUGAUGCUUAUGCUGAAAGGGGGCUUUGGGCUGAAGCAGAGGCUGUCUUUUAUGGAAAAAGGGAUUUGUUGGGACCAGAGAAGGGUGUUUUGGAAUAUAAUGUCAUGGUCAAAGCUUAUGGUAAGGCAAAGCUUUAUGAUAAAGCCUUUUCUCUCUUUAAGGGCAUGAGAAAUCAUGGGACUUGGCCUGAUGAGGUCACAUAUAAUUCUCUCAUCCAAAUGUGCGCUGGUGGUGAUUUAAUGGAUCAAGCUAGGGACCUCUUCGAUGAAAUGAAAGGAGCAGGGUUUAAACCGCAAUGUCUAACCUUCUCUGCUGUCAUUGCAUGCUAUGCCCGUCUGGGCCAGCUUUCUGAUGCAGUUGAUGUUUACCAAGAAAUGGUAAAAGCAGGAGUAAAACCUAAUGAAGUUGUUUAUGGGUCUUUAAUCAAUGGAUUUGCGGAAGUUGGGAAUGUUGAAGAAGCUCUGAAAUAUUUUCGCAUGAUGGAAGAAAGCGGGAUUCCUGCAAAUCAGAUAGUGCUGACUUCCCUGAUCAAGGUUUAUAGUAAGCUGGGAUGCUUUGACGGAGCAAAACAUUUGUAUAAGAAGAUGAAGGGUUUGGAGGGUGGUCCUGAUAUUAUUGCAUCAAAUAGCAUGAUCAGUCUUUAUGCAGACCUUGGAAUGGUAUCUGAAGCUGAAUUGGUUUUCAAAAAUUUGAGAGAAAAGGGUCAGGCUGAUGGGGUUUCCUUUGCUACCAUGAUGUAUCUGUAUAAGAGCAUGGGCAUGCUUGAUGAAGCCAUUGAUAUUGCAGAGGAGAUGAAGCAGUCGGGUUUGCUGAGGGACUGCGUGUCAUAUAAUAAGGUAAUGGCAUGCUAUGCCACCAAUGGUCAGCUACGCAAGUGCGCUGAAUUAUUGCAUGAGAUGAUUGGCCAGAAACUGUUGCCUGAUGGUGGAACCUUUAAAAUCUUAUUCACUGUUUUGAAGAAAGGAGGCUUUCCAUCUGAAGGUAUAACACAGCUAGAAUCAGCUUAUCUGGAAGGAAAACCUUAUGCUAGACAAGCUGUCAUCACCUCCAUUUUCUCUGUAUUGGGUCUGCAUGCUUUAGCGCUCGAGUCGUGUGAGUCUUUCACGGAAGCAGUAGUAGCUCUCGAUUCCUUUGCCUACAAUGUUGCAAUAUAUGCUUAUGGGUCAUCAGGGGAGAUUGAUAAAGCUUUGAAAACAUUCAUGAAAAUGCAGGAUGAAGGCCUUGAACCAGACCUUGUUACUUCUAUUAAUCUGGUUCAUUGUUAUGGGAAAGCUGGUAUGGUUGAAGGUGUGAAGAGGAUUUAUAGCCAAUUAAAGUAUGGAGAGAUGAAGCCCAAUGAUUCUCUAGUCAAGGUUGUCGUGGAUGCUUAUAAAAAUGCCAACCGGCAUGAUCUUGCCGAAUUGGUUAACCAAGACAUAAGAUUUGGUUUUGAUUCUCGACAAUAUUCUGAUUCUGAAAUUGAAGCCGAGUCUGAUGAAAGUUCUCUGGGGUUUUAGAAUCCAGUAGUUUUGUAUAUUUACCAAUUAUGCACACUGUACAGAGGCAAAGUUCAUUUGAGCAUCGAAGAAUUGUAUGUAUGGAUAGUACAAUAGUCAAAGGAUAGCCCUGUCUUGAUGUAGAGACUGGUUUUGCUGUAAGAUUCUGUAGACUGUAAACCAGGGCUGCUCCCUUCUUAAUAUUUGAUGUCAUCACCAAAUUUUGCCUGUUCUCUUCUUUUUA
This is a messenger RNA of Populus euphratica (Euphrates poplar), 3373 nucleotides long. RefSeq names its product Pentatricopeptide repeat (PPR) superfamily protein. Bases 85 to 3150 code for a protein of 1021 amino acids. Lineage: Eukaryota; Viridiplantae; Streptophyta; Magnoliopsida; Malpighiales; Salicaceae. Gene Ontology annotation, molecular function: protein binding. The record is from RefSeq and is a predicted model, not a curated record. The transcript has a single exon.